GGACUGUGACAUUCAUUUCGCGUCUUAGGUGGAAGAUUGUAAGUGAGGGGCGGUCUGUCAUGAUAACCGUAGUGUCAGUAGUGCUAUAGAGGAAAGGUACCUGUUGUGCUAGCAAGUUAAGGGAAAGAAGUUUGCCACGAAUGAUUAGUUGUUUAUGCUUCUAAAUAAAUUUCAGUUGUUGGUGAUAUUUGUUGCUUUAAUUGCAAUCAGCAACUAUGAUGGACGGCCCAGAUGAUAGCACAGUGAUUCUCGGUGAUGAAAACAGGAAGCCUGGAAGGUCAGAGACCGUGGAUUUGACUGAUAAUUCAUUAAUGGUUGACAUAUCAGAUGCACUUAGUGAAAAAGAUAAAGUGAAGUUCACAGUACAUACCAAGACAACUCUACCAGAAUUUCAUAAACCAGAGUUCCUUGUAGUUCGUCAGCAUGAAGAAUUUGUAUGGCUUCAUGACAGAUUUGAAGAAAUUGAAGAAUAUGCUGGCUAUAUUAUUCCUCCAGCUCCUCCACGUCCAGACUUUGAUGCAUCUCGCGAGAAACUGCAGAAAUUGGGAGAAGGGGAGGGAACAAUGACCAAGGAAGAGUUCAAUAAGAUGAAGCAAGAAUUGGAGGCAGAAUAUUUGGCAACCUUCAAGAAAACUGUUGCAAUGCACGAAGUGUUUCUUUGUCGACUAGCAAACCAUCCUGUGUUCCGAAAUGACCAUAACUUUCGGGUCUUCCUAGAAUAUGACCAAGAUUUGUGUGUGAGAGGAAAAAACAAGAUGGAAGUUCUUGGAGGAUUUAUGAAAUCUUUUACUAAGACCACAGAUGAAUUUCUACUUUCAGCUACUGUCAAAGAUGUCAAUGAUUUUUUUGAAAAGGAGAAAAAUUUUCUAAUUGAUUACCAUACACAUCUCAAAGAUGCUACAGCGAAAGCAGAUAGGAUGACGAAGCGUCAUAAAGAUGUUGCAGAUUCAUACAUUAAAAUAUCAACUGGCCUUGUUCAACUUUCAACAAUAGAUAACAGUGACCUUGAGAAGUUCUUGACAAAGGUAGCAGAAACAUUUGAAAAAGCUCGUAAAAUUGAAGGACGUGUAGCUUCAGAUGAGGACUUGAAGCUCUCUGAUACACUUAGGUAUUACAUGAGAGACUCUUUUGCUGCUAAGAGGCUGUUGUAUCGAAGGUUACGCUGUCUGGCUAAUUAUGAAAAUGCUAAUAGGAAUCUGGAGAAAGCGAGAGCAAAGAAUAAAGACGUACAUGCGGCUCUGGAAGUGGCUGAUGCCGAGCUUGCACAGCAACAAGCAUGUGAAAAGUUUGAACAGAUGUCAGACAAAGGAAAAGAAGAAUUGAUGGACUUUAAGACGAGACGAGUUGCAGCAUUCCGGAAGAACUUGGUUGACCUUGCCGAGCUAGAGUUAAAACAUGCCAAGGCUCAAGUCCAGCUGUUAAAGAACUCAUUGGCAGCACUGAAAGAAGAGUGACGGAGGUUGGAUCUGGUAUCUAUCCCACCCGCUGACAUCUCUGCAUUUGUCCAGUAGCUACCUACCAGCGGUAUGCAACUUUGUGAUGUGACGUCUGUGGUGGUACGUUCAAAUGUGCAGGAAUAUGGGAACAUACCUGAAGAGAAUGCUUGGAUUCAUACCCUUAAAAUAGUUUCCUUGAUAAAUGGUACAUCAGAAAGUUCAUCAGAUAUGUCUUGAUUAUAAAAGCAAUUAGCUAUUUGUAAUCAGAGAUAUGGCUGCAGGAGUAGUUAAUGAACUAUGAAUUCCAAACAUCCUCUUCAGCAGAAGAAAGAAAUAAUGAGUACAUGAGAAAGUACAUACACUAUAUAAACUACAGAGGUUGCGGUGGUGUUUUCAUAGUUAUGUAUUUGAUUUCUAUAUCUGUGGUCUCAAAAUUAUGUUUUUGAAUUUAAAUAUGCUCUAAAAGCAUAAUAAUAUAUUCUUGGGCUGAAGUUUAUUUUCAUUUUACUUUCUGUUCAGUCUUGUUUAUCUUUUUAUGAAUUUGAACUUUGCUUUCCACAGUAUCUUCAGCACAUACAAAUCAUUAUAUACUUACACCUCCUGUGGCCCACCCAUUUAUACUGCUUAAUGCUAUGUAGUAUUUGUGGAGUGGCAUACCACAGAAAGUGAUGGCUGAGUCAUGUAAUUAUGUAUAAAUUUAAGAAAUAAGAUGAGAAAUUUAAGUAGAAUAUCAUUGCUGUGUUCUUUGUGCAGUUACAUACAUAAUGUAUGAAAGCUCUGUAAGUUGACCAUUAAAUGAAGUAAUUGUAUGUUUCAUUACCAUGUGUAAUUACUAAAAAUAUAGUUUUCCAUGACUAUAAUUUAUGCAAUAAAUUGAAUUCUAGUGAUUGUUCUUUUGUUUUGGAAAGUGCAGAAUUUUUAUGCACUAUCAUAUAAGAUUGAGUUGAGUUGUGUAUUCCAUUGACUUAUGAAAGGAUAUACAGUACUGAAUUAAAUUCCAUUGAACUAUAAAAGAAAAAGAUACACUUCUUCAUGUUCCUGCAUGUAAAUUCCUAAUAAUUUUAUUGCAUUUUGUAUAUUAUGUUUUUGCAUUCUUAAUAAUAUAGCUUUGUUAUCAGCACAAAUAUUAUGUGCAUUAUCAUGGGUAUAAGAAAUAAUAUGUUCAUACAGGAAGGUAUUAUUGUUAAAAUGAUUCAUCUUUUUUUUUGUAUUUAAAGAAGUGUGACUAUUGAGUUGGUAUAUAGGAUUUCACAAUGUAAAUUUUCCUGCGCCAGUACUUGCACCUGGUAUAAUAAUGAUUA
Molecule: messenger RNA, 2737 nt
Organism: Cryptotermes secundus
Lineage: Eukaryota; Metazoa; Arthropoda; Insecta; Blattodea; Kalotermitidae
Gene: Snx6
Product: sorting nexin-6
Exons: 12
Coding region: 216-1454 (412 amino acids)
Biological process (GO): phagosome-lysosome fusion involved in apoptotic cell clearance
Molecular function (GO): phosphatidylinositol binding
Source: RefSeq, a predicted model, not a curated record